Echinococcus granulosus is the source of this 2814-nucleotide messenger RNA. RefSeq names its product Huntingtin-interacting protein. Gene Ontology annotation, molecular function: clathrin-cargo adaptor activity; actin filament binding; phosphatidylinositol-3,4-bisphosphate binding. Gene Ontology annotation, biological process: endocytosis; actin filament organization; clathrin coat assembly. The transcript is spliced from 21 exons. The coding region runs from base 1 to 2814 and encodes 937 amino acids. The record is from RefSeq and is a predicted model, not a curated record. Lineage: Eukaryota; Metazoa; Platyhelminthes; Cestoda; Cyclophyllidea; Taeniidae. Gene Ontology annotation, cellular component: actin cortical patch; clathrin-coated vesicle.
AUGGUUUCCCGUAGUUCCACCGUUUCGUUUGGCAAGGAUGCCUACUCGAAAGCAUUAGUUGCCCACAUGCAAAAGGCAAUAAAUCCUCAGGAAGUCCCUCCGAAGCCCAAGCACGUCCGCGCGAUAAUUUUGGGAACACAUCAACAUAGAACAUCUAAUUUUCUGUAUUCUGCUACGUGCGAGCUGCAAGUUCUUACAAUUCAAGUUGCAUGCUGGAAAUAUUUAAUUGUAGUUCACAAGGUUUUGCGAAACGGUUAUCGAGAAGCAAUUCGUUACGCACCUAGGAAAAUUGCUACUUUUGAAGAAAUUAAGCGUACGUGGACGGCCUUUCCGGGUCAAUAUAGUACAAUGAUAGGUCAAUUAUGUUGCGUUAUUAUAAAGAAAUUCGGCUUUCAUCGAACUUAUCCCAACAUUCCAGGCGAUUUUGAAAUAUCUCAACAAGCAAUAAUGAGCUCAAUUGGACGAUCUCCUGAUAACUUGAUUAGUUUCGCCCUGGCCGUGAUGGAUUAUCUCGAAGUUAUAUUGAACUUUCAAGCGGUGGUGUUUACCGAGGUAGAAUCCAGUCCCUCCACAACCAGCAUCUCCAGCAACUGCCGACUUGCGGCACUCACUCAAUGCGUGCGAGACAGUGCCGCUCUUUAUGAUAUGGCGUUAAAGGCGAUAAUUAAGUUGCACAGUCUUAUGCCUGCAGAAUCACUUGAGUUAUUGCGGACACGAUUUAGCCGUCUGUAUCAUAUGCUAGAACGCUUCUUUGCACGUGCCAACAGCUACGCUUACAUCCGUGACUUCCUCAAGAUUCCACUUUUGCCUAGCUCCCCACCAGAUUUUCUGGAUUCCGUCAGUAGGGUACAAAGCAUCGAAGUAGUUGAAAAACUCGAUGAAGAAGGCACCGGUCAAUUGGUGGAUUUAAGCGCCUCCGAGAGCCUCGCCGAUGCCAACGAAGGAUGGAGAACAGGUGACAAUGAUGCGAUUGUUGGAGGGUCUGUACAAUCUCGCUCAUCUUCCUCGGUUACAAGUCCUCAACGUGAACACAUGCUGGAAAUCGAGUUUCUUAGGUCAGAAAUCCAGCGUAUGGAAAUUGAGAAAGCAAGUACGCAGGAGCAACUGCUUGAUCGUAUACGCUUGCUGGAGGAUGAAAUAAAGGCACUGGUUCAGGUCAAAGCCAGACAGGAUGAGCAACUGACAAUGUUGGUCGAUCAAGUGAAAAAUCAAAUGGCUGCUGCAGCGGCUUCAGAGGAGAAGUUCAUGAAGAUUAGUGGUGCCUAUGGGAAAUUACGGGCGGAGCACGUUAGCACCCUUAAAGAAGUGGAGGCAUCAUGCCAAAACGGAGUCGACGCAAAGCGUCUGGCAGCGUUGGAGUUGGAACGGGUUUCCUGGGAGGAAAAACUACGUGCCUUGGAAGGCCAGUUAGCUGAAAGUCGUCUCACCCUUCAGAUAGCUGAGAACAGGAAGCCUGACUUCAGCAGUCAAUUGAAAAGCGCUUGCCAGGUGGCCGAACAGGAAAUGCGUGACCUCUUGCUCAAGACUGCGUGUUUAAAGGCCAAACAAGACGCCAGCGCUAUUGAAUCAUUAAUGGAGGGCCCAGAAUUUGUUCAGUGUCGAAGCUGUGCAGAUGUUGUCAACACUUUCGCGAACUCCGCUACCUCUAAAGUGAUUCAUCUGAAAGGAAUUAUUUCUGAUACAGAUGUCAAGAAUUCUACAACACUGCCUUUAGACGUGGCCCACCUCUCUUCUUACCUGAACGCCACCCUUCUCCAUGCCAAAUCCAUCGCUAAUUCUGCUGCAGACAUUGUAAGAUCCGAUGAGCUAUUAGCCCUCUGCAAGCGUUGCCACAACGACAGCCUUGAUAUAUACUCUCACCUGGCCUCCACCGAUUUCGAAGCAUGGCGCAAUUUAGUGGUACUGGGUCAUGUGGAGAGUCUGCUGACAGCUUUAGCACGAAUACAGGUGCUGACAGAGGAGAUGAGGCCACAUAUCAAAGAUGUGAAUGAAGAAGACGUGGCCUCGGUCUUGGAGCAGGAGAUGCAGCGCACCACUGAGCUCAUAGCGCGUGCGGAGGCUAGAUUUAAGGAGCUGCUAGAACAAUCGAAGACCUCGAUGACGGGUAUUCAACUAGAAGUGAACAGCAAGAUUCUUGAUUCCUGCACCAAACUCAUGUCCGCCAUUUCUAUUCUUGUUGCUAGGGCGUGUGAUCUACAGAUAGAGAUUGUCAACGAGGGGAGAGGAACCGCGACCGUGAAAGAGUUCUACAAACGUCAUAACCGAUGGACCGAGGGACUUUUUUCCGCUGCGAAGUCUGUUGGUGCAGGAGCUAAUCUUCUAGUCGAAACUGCCGAUGCCAUAGUAACAAAUAAAGGUGGCAAAUUGGAGCGACUGAUAGUUGCAGCAUUGGAGAUUUCGGGUUCCACGACUCAGCUGGUGGUGGCCAGUCGAGUGAAGGCGAGUAAUGGCUCACGAUGUCUUAGCAGCCUCGAAUCCGCAGCAAAAGCGGUUUCUAGCAUUACUGGAGAGGUCGUCGCAGGUGUCCAAAAUGCCUCUGUUAUCAAGGAACAGACACAGAACAUGGACUUUGCAAAGCUCUCCUACACCCAGGCGCAUAAAAUCGAGGUCGACAGACAGGUGCGCAUUCUGGAGUUAGAGGCUCAACUGGCCGCGGGGAGACAACGACUCGCUGAAAUUAGACGCUUCAAUUAUUCAAAUGCCGCCGAAUUUGAGCAGUCGGGUCGGGACAAGUUUCUAAACAACUAUGAUCUGUUUGUAACAAGACCACUUCCUAUUUCCACUUCUGAAAGGCGUUAUUUUAACAAUGAUUAA